This is a messenger RNA of Anarrhichthys ocellatus (wolf-eel), 13093 nucleotides long. RefSeq names its product neurexin-2-like. The coding region runs from base 8043 to 10046 and encodes 667 amino acids. The transcript has 7 exons. The record is from RefSeq and is a predicted model, not a curated record. Lineage: Eukaryota; Metazoa; Chordata; Actinopteri; Perciformes; Anarhichadidae.
CAUAGCAGGGCUGGCUGUGUGUGCUUUUUAGUGCAUGUGAGUGCGUGUGAGUGUACCCCACUGGUUAGCUCAUGGCUGCCGUUCUGCACUGCCCUCAUACGGUGGUUACAACUGAAGACACUCUCCCGACCGCGGAAGUGUAGCCUCCUGAGGUAAACAUGUUAGCUCUGUCAGCGCUGUUGCCAUUGUUUGCAUGGUUAGCACCGUUAGCUGCAAGCUGCCGUCUCAGCCGUCGCCAUGUUGAGAGCCAUAUUGGGGCAAUAGAUAUGCUCAAAAUGUUGGGUUGAGCACUAUUAAAAUCAAAGUCCUUUGUGUUCUCCAUUGUCGUGUAAUUACAUUAUUAUGUACAUUAAUAUGGCAUUAGAAAAAUGUUUUUUCAGUUGCAUACAAUAUAAUGAUGGUACAUUUAGUAACAAAAAUAUUUGUUUUUCUGAUGUGUGCUUGGUGCAAAUGUCACCUUGGAUUAUUGCUGAACAUACUGACUCACAAGCAAACAAACAGCCUUACGUGCAGUCGAUACAAAGGGACUGCGGUUGGCAUACAAUGAACUGCAGACUAUACAUCAUCCUUGAUAGACUUCAACUUAAGAUGGAUUUCUGUACUUGAGGUCACAACUGUCAUCUUUUCCCUCCAGCCACAGCAACAGCAACUGGCUGCUGUCUUCAGCUGCUGAAUCUGCCUCUGUGGCCUGAUAAAUGUACUAAUCCUUCACUUUCCCCAGCCCACUUCUGUAACCUAUUAAAACUCACGAUCCAUAUGAAAUUGGCAUUCAGCAGAUUAGUUUAUGGAAACAGGGCAUAACAAGGCACUCAGACAGCUUCAGUGUUCUGCUUAGCAAUAAUAGUCAAAGCCAUUGUAACUAAACCAUGUAAUUAGCAGACUUGUAGAGAAAUAAGGGGUUUUACAUGCGUGUCAAAUUUUGUGGUGACAUUAAAAGCCUACCUUGACUAACAAGGUAGGCUUUAAGUGUAUUUGACGAGCUCCAUGUGAUGCUGCUUUUCCUUCACAGACUCUUUACUUGUUUCUCUGUAUAAAUUGAUUUCAAAAAUCCAGCUUUUGGUCUCAAAUUCACAACACGACUUCAAAAUAAUUCUAUUUAAGUUAACUUCAGCAAAUCCAAGGUAAGGCGAGUUUAUUUAAACAGCACACUUCAUUACAAGAAAGCAUAAUGUGCUUGUGUGAAGACCAACCCACCCAAAGACAUUAUGAGGCAAUUGUGGCUAAUGUUACCCCUUAUUUAUUAUGAUUAUAAAACAAAAAGACCAACAAACAAAAAAGAGCAGUUUCUCAGCAAUCACGGGUCAGUGGGAAGUUAAUGUGUUUUGUCAGUUGGUCCAUUAUUAGACAGUCUGUGUGCAAUAGUGCUCCCUCAUCUAGGACUUGCAAUCUCACUAACUGUAUCUGCAUAUACAUAAGCUAGAGUAAUGCUUGUAUGUAGGCAGGAUCCUUAUUGUUUUGUUGUUGCAUUUGAUAUGCUUUGCAAAUGCACUGGUGAUCUCUCUGUUCCUAUAUGCCUCGCACACACAAACAAACCUCCUCAUUUCCUUUCCUUUUUAUUUCUCUCUGUCUACCCUUUUUCUUCACCUCCUCUCUAUUCCUGGCUCGCUCUCUGGUCAUUGUACUACAAAGCAGCAGUCUCUGCAUGCUCAGCAAAAGAAAGCCUUUACAUUUCCUUCUUUGCUCCUCAUUCAUUUUGAUAGAUUGUUCACUCACUUUCCUUAGUGUUCAGUGAAUCAAGAUCUGCUCACUAAGGAUCCUAUAGUGAAGGAACACACUGUCCCUUUUAUGUUUUUCAAGAUAUGCAGCUGUAAUGCAGAUACUUAUAUUAAUGACAUAUGUAUGUAUUCAUUUCUCUUUUGAUUUGAUCUAUAUACAGUCCUCAUUACACAGUGGGCGCUAUUGUUGUUUGUUUAGAAUGAUGUUAGAUAUUUUUGUCUUCUUUAUUGUCCGCUUGAAAAACAAGCAAAAGUGUGACUAUGACAUGUAAUAUAAUAAUAAUAUAAUAAAUAAUGUAAUAUAGUCAAUUACCAAAGAUUUUCACAUCCCAACUCAAUGACUCUUUUGGAGAGUUUACCGUGGAUCAGGAUCGGCAUUCUAAACCCGUCCCUCGCCCUAAAUAAACAGACGCAGUAAAUAAACAGUGAAACAGGUUAAACGUGCAGCGCUGACCUCUGCAAAGGCUGCAGGCUGGUUGCUAUGGUGUUAUGUGUGGUUGCCAGAGUGUUUUUAGGGAGUACCGUUGGUGAGAUCUACAGUUCACGUUACCUCUCUGCUAUCAGGUUUAAAGACUGAUUAACUCACUCGAUGGUCAUUAAUUCACAGGAACUGCAUUGCAAAUGAAUAUUGAAACGCACCACGGGCUGUGUUCAACAUCACACAUAAACUACCUAUUGCACUAGAUAUGCUGCUAACAAAACAAACAAAAACCCAAACUGGACUAAUUUAAUCUUGGCAGAAGCAAUAAUAGCAUAACAAGUUAUAAUAGAGAAGAUUUUCAUAACAGAAAAUACAUAUUUUCAGCCACCCAGCCAGUCAUAAUAAGGUAAAUUAUUGCAAAGCUUUGGGGCAAAGGCUAGUUUUCAGUUUUCUUUGGGGUUACAGCUAAAAGAUUUAAAAAAGUACAGCCUCAGAAAGUCCACAGUAUAUGCUGGGUUGUUGUGUGCAUUCCCUUGUAAGUUAUUAAAAGACUCUUAAAAACUAUUUCAAAACAUACUUGGAGCAAGUAUAAGGGUCUCCAACAGAAGAUUUUGCGAUUUAACAUGAGUUAAUACACAUAGAAGGUAACAUAUAUAUUAAUAAGUUAAUUAAAUGGAUGUACGUUCCAAUGGCUUUGAUACAAAACUGAUUCAUGGCAUCAUCAAGCAAGUUUUUUUUACCGCAAUAUUAAGAUAAGAUGACAGCACAGCUUUUCACAAAGAUUGCUGACCUACUGAUUCCUAAAAUCUUUAGUCUGAGGAUAUCAAGCAUAAUCAUUCAUGAGGGGAAUCAUUAAUGUAUGACGAAUCAUUGUGUAGUAACUUGCUAGGAAAAGAGUAUUAAAAAGAAAAAGACAAGUACUCUGUGCCCAAUUUCUCACCAAACAGAGCCAAAAUGAAGUGAAUGUUCUGGUUGAAGAGGAUGUAUACUAAAAGGCAAACAAAAAUACAAUCCCUAUAGAAAAUCAAAAAUAUGCAAAACAGAUAGGCUAUUUCUUUCCUGGCAUAUAUUAUUCUGCAACGCCCAAAUGUUUGAUGUAAUAAUGAAUAUAGAGAGGCUGUUUUGCAAAGCUGGAGUCCAGCAUAAAGUAUCAUCAUUCUCGACAUUUUGAGGAGGUUAAGUUGUUGCCACAACUGUCCAUUACAGUUUGCAGUCAUAGCAACAGUAAAAUCCAUUACGCAUUUCUGCUGGCGCUUUCUUUAAUGUUGAAAUAAUGAGCACGACAAGUAGAUUGAAGCAAGCCAACAACAAAGACAGGGCUUCCUCUAUGGCCAACUAUCCUGCUGAUGCCUUUUCAGGCUCAUCAUUAAAAUGAGGCUCCAGAGAGAAGAGGGGAGAACACCUCAGCUAAGCAAAAAUUGUAUUGUCUUCUGUGGCGAUGGCCCACUUCCCUCUCAGGUCCUGGAUCAGGUAUUACUUUUGAAUGCCACAGCUAGGCCGGGAGGUAGACUGUUCAAGUGGCUCACCUGGCACUCUUGUGUUUUGUAUCAAUCCAAAGCACAGAACAUUUAGUAAUUGUGAUUGUUCAAAUUGAAGACAGUGCUGCUCUUUCCCUCUUGUUGGUGGGGGUUUCACCGCAUGGUAAGCAGCUCUGCUGUUCUUCCUUUCCCGGAGACAUGCUGAGGCUAGUAAGCUCAACUAAACAAGCAAAUGGAAUCUAUUUUUGACAGCGCCUUGUGCAGGCAACAAUAUGCAACCUACUGUCACAUGCAGUGUGUUUUCAGUGUAGAGUGCACACAGCCUGCCAAGACAAGAAGAGAAUACCAUGCUUAAUCGAGGUGUGAAUCUGGAGGAGAAAAUUCUGUGUGAGUUGAGCAUCCAGAGGCCCUCCUUUAACCACUGAACUCUGAACCUUUUGUUUAUGUGCCUGACCUCCUUAAGAAAUCUGAAAUCUCUGUGAGUUUGCAAGUUGUCAGCUCUGCACAGACCAUAAUAAUAAUAAUAAUGAUAAUAUGGAAUCGGAGAGUAGUUCUGUUUAUGUUCUGCUACAUCGUUAUCUGAUCGGAUUCUGCCAGCCGUACCGUUAAUACAUAUACUGCUGUCUGUCGGUGGAGCAACUGCGCGUUUCAGCGCCUUCAUAUUUGUCAUCCUCUCCUUCCCUUACACCGUCUAAGCCAGGCUUAUUUUAGGUGUUGUCGUUUUGUAGCCUAAUGAAAUCAACCAAACAUCACAACUGCAGGCCAUGCCUUUCAGAGGAUGCUCGCAUUAUGAGUAAUUAAUCUGAAAGUGCUAUGAUUAAUCCUGCUACUUUAGCCCCUCGGGCGAGACUGGAUGUCUGUGAAAAAUCUCCUCUCACGAAUCCUCCUGAGAACGCACAGCACACAUUUAGGUUUCUUUAGUCUUUAAACCGCUGUCGACGUCUUCUCACAUCACGUCGCUUUUUAGGCCCCUUGACUUUUUCUACAAAGGAAUUGAAACAUUUUCAGUUCAUGGUUUCUAAAAUAUACAUUAUUCCAUACAUGCAAAAUAAUUAGAUUAUGCAAAUGCAUAACUGAGUGGUGGAAUAGGUUCAAAAUAGCCUGUAGGAAAAUGUAAAAAAUCAAAUCAAAGGUUUGUCGGACUGGAAGCGCAGAAGUCGCAGCUAUAUGAGAUUCUGUUUUCAAAAUCCAGCAGAAGUCGAUUGCUAUUCAAUUAAAAAAUAAAGCUUAUCAUCAACUAUAUCAUCACACAUCAAAUGCGCAUUUGAUGUGUAUCCUAUGAGAAUUGUCCAGGUGUGUGUUAAUAGGAAGAGCUGCGUGGGAUGCUCAAGGGCAACACAAGGUUACAAUCAGCCAGCCUCUGCCUUCUUGUUGUCCAGAUAGCAUGGCUUUUAUCAUGUUGAGCAACCCUCAAGCACGUAAAUUGAUGAAUGCAAGCCUUUCAUUGUAGACAGCUCACACCAAGAUAUCAUCCCUGCCUAAGAUGCUCACAUGCUGGAGAGCAUGGCAGUCCAAAUCACUGGCUAUAAAUCAUCCCACACCAGCUUCUCGUACCCAGUCCCUUCCCAGUUGCUGGGAAUGAAAUACUGGUUUUGUUUGGACCUGAUUGUGUGUGGGUUAGAGAUCAUUUCUAGUACUUUUCUUGUCAUGACUGCCCUUCUGUAAGCUGCAUAAAACUGGCUGAAGCCUUGACAGUAGAAGUAAAACUGACUUUUACCCUGUCAGUGGAUUAUUCUCAAGGCUAGGCAUUGCCUUCCCACACCAAAUAGUCAUUACUGUAAAGGCGUCUACAUGUUACAGCCAGGAAGUGCUCUGCAUCAUCGGUAUUCUCUGUAUUAGUAAGCUGGCAUGCACUUUCCCAUCGUUGAGAUGUACUGAGCAACAUAUAGAAGAGAAAACGCAUUAAGUAUUUAAAUAUCCCUGUGAGUCAUGUUGGACAGAUGCGAAGACAAAAUGCACAGCUUGUUUCAAUUUAUUUAUGUUCAUAAUACCAGCAGAUGAAUGUUUACAUGCGGUAAGGGCACUUGCCAUUCCAGAUUGUUAUGCACUCACCCCUCCUCUGUUCUUUUGGUUCAAUCAGCCUCGCUCCCCCACACGCCCCACCCCCCACUCCCCUGUUUGAGUAAUGGCCUGCAUUGCCUUCUUGUCACUGGGAGAGGUGGUGCUGCAUGGCUUGCCUCUGUCCUCCUGUUUCCAUGCGUGUCCUUUCAACCGACUAGGCAAUCCCAGCUGAUAUCUCUAUCGACCGCGAUUUAGCUGAUAUCGCUGCAGUCUCCCUUCCUCUCGCUGUGCUUCUGCCCCCUGCAAUCUCUCUCCCUCUUUGUUUCUCCCAUCCUCUCUACCUCCAAUCCCUCCCCCACUUUGUCUCCCUGUUUCCUAUAAUGUGUUCAUCCUCUCAAGUGUCAAUAUACUCCAAAUUCAUCAUGCCAUCAUAUUUCCUCACCCAAAAAAGCACAAGCAGCUCCAAAACUGUCAGAAUACCUCUGAACUCUGAUCAGUCAUAGCUAGGAAUAAGUCCUGCAUGGUUAAGCAGCGUGAGCUCUCUAACACUUGUAUACAGAUAUGAGGUGAACACGUCAGGCAGAGGAACAAAUUGAUUUGUAGUGUUAGAACAGCAAAGGUAUGCGAUGCAACGCUGGGAAAAGAAGGGCUUUGGAUGCAAGUUUUAGCCUAUAGCCUAAUGCAGUGAGCUGCAUUAUAUCAUUUUGACAGGUAUUUGUGUUUCCAUCAUUAUGUCUCUCGAUUCUUUAUGUUAGGAGCACGUCCAUACCAAUACCCUUGUGUUCAUUCUGUAACAGCUCUGACAGCUCACCUAAAUCAGGCUCCUCCUCUGCAGUAUGAUUCCUACGUGUUACUGCCAGGACCUGCAAGCCAGUGCGCUGUGAAUCUGUAGCAUGUAUUUAUUCACACAGCCCAUUUUCUUGCCUCACUAUUUCCCUGUGUGUUGGCGCCGUGGCUGCCUGUUUUCUCUUUCGUUGUCUCUUCCUCUCUCUCCCUCCCUUCUGCUAUCGCUCACCCACCCUUUCUCUCCCCGUGCCUCACUCAUUUGCUCACAGACUCUCUUUCUCAGACGCACACACACGCACACAAACACACACACAGGCACAUGCUGUGCCUCACUGGAUCAGAGCCUCUGACUACAGUAUGCCUUCAGAAGAGCUCCUUUAUCUUGCGUUCACUAGAGCACAACUCCAAGCCAAGGUUGUUUUUGCUGGGGUCCAGACUGUCCCGGAAUUUCACCCAUCCCGGAUUUAUUAUGAUACGACGGUUCUUUUUAAUUAGCAUAAUUUUUGCUGCAGCAGUUCAAGGCAGCAUCUCAGUGUCUGCCAUCCAAGCCAUCUCAUCUGAGAGGAAUCACCUUCCCUCCUCCAGAGACAGACACAUGCAGCAGUCACGUUAACUGUCUCUCAGUCAGAGGCAGAUCUGGACGAGGUAACGGGAGAGGAGGAAGGAAAAAAAGGAGCAGCAGUGAGGGGAAUGCAGCAGUAGUCUUUACUGCAUGAGACUGAGCAGGUGGAGCGCGAGGAAAGGAUCAUAUGUGCGUUUGAAAUAGAAACACUCGUGUGUGGAUCUGUGCCACACCAAAGGUAUAUCGUCCGCUGGAUUUGCUGCGUCUGUGCGAGAGUGAAUGAGGAGCUACUGAGAAAUUAUUUAUUUAUUUUCUGGAAUUUCUCUUUUACCGCGCUGCUGCAGAUACUGCUCCCUCUCUACCCCUCCUUCUCUCUCUCUCUCUCUCUCUCUCUCUCUCUCUCCCUGUCUCUCCCUGUCUCUCCCCCUCCCUAUCUCUGUUCUCCUGCCUUUCCCUGGCUAAAGGGGGAACAAAAGCGCUGGUUCCUGCAUCACCCUUCAUCGCUGCAUCUUCACUUGAGCAUAUUUUUAUCGCCUUGUCCUUUUUGCUUUAUGAAAUGAUCCAGUUUCCCACGGAAGCGUGUUAUGUCUUCUACUGCGGUGGAGGGGCGCUCUUCUUAGUGGGCAGGCUCAGCUGCCCUAAAGCUCUACCUGUGGGCGAUGGAGACUCUUAUCAGAAUUCUUGUCACAUGAAGCUCUGUCCUGCCACUUUUCAUGCCUAAAUAUCAUGGUUGAGCAACAUGCCUUUUUGAAAUAACAGGUGGAUUCAUCUCCAUUCUUUAUUUGGAUGUGUAUCUUUUUUUGCAUUUUGGAUACACUCGGCUCACUUUUUGAAGAAGGUGCUUUGGGAUGGUUUUCAAUGUCUUUUCUGUGCUGUAGACAUCUCGUCAUGGCAAAAUGUUAACCAAAAUUAGAUAAGUUGCUUGCUAUUCCUUUUCUUCCACAAGAACAUUUACUGGAUUUUGACUGCUUUUUAGAAAUCCAUUUUUUGGUUAUUUUUGUCACAAAUUCAAAGGAUAUUUUUCGUUUAUUGACCAAAUCAAGGGAUUAUAUAAGAAAUGGGCCCAGAUUGUCACUGAGAUGCCCUGUGGUCUUCAAGUUGAACUGCCAGAGACCAAAGCUUGGCUAAGUUGUCUGUCCUGGGCCCAUGAGGAUCUAAUAUACAUGGGUAGACUAUUUGCAGCCACCCCUGUGCUCGGACAGUGGAGCAGCUGGUCAUGCAGUAGCCUAGGUAUGGGCCUAAGUUAUUGUUCAAGACUAGCCUUCUGGUUUGCCCUGCUUACUCUACUCCCCAUCCAGACUGGAACAGCACGUGUGUCUUCUAGUCUCAGCACCACACACCAUGUCCACCAUUUUCACAAUAAGCAUGGCACCGUUCCUAUUGCCAUCAACAGGAUGCCUUUUCUUACCAGAGGGGGCCAUGCUGGUACCACGUACAUCUUUGGAAAAGGUGGGGCUCUCAUCACAUUCACCUGGGCCCCCAAUGAGAGACCGAGUACCCGAGCCGACCGGUUAGCCGUGGGCUUCAGCACUCAGCAGAAGGAUGCCAUCUUGGUGCGAGUGGAGAGCACCCAUGGGCUCGGAGACUAUCUUCAGCUGCACAUAGAUCAAGGAAAAAUUGGUGUCAUCUUCAAUGUGGGCACAGAUGACAUCACCAUCGAUGAGCCUGCUGUCAUGGUAAAUGACGGCAAGUACCACGUAGUGCGCUUCACACGCAGCGGUGGCAAUGCCACUCUCCAGGUGGACAACCAUCCAGUCAUUGAGCGUUAUCCACCAGGACACUAUGAUAAUGAGCGACUGGCUAUUGCCAGACAAAGAAUCCCAUACAGACUUGGUCGGGUAGUUGACGAGUGGCUACUCGAUAAAGGGAGACAGUUGACCAUCUUUAAUAGCCAGGCAGCUAUUAAAAUUGGUGGUCAUGAUAAGGGUCGGCCCUUCCAGGGUCAGAUUUCAGGGCUCUACUACAACGGUCUCCAGGUGCUCAAACUGGCAGCAGAAAAUGAUGCCAGCGUACAGGUGGAGGGGAACCUGCGUCUUGUCGGGGACUCGCUCUCUGUGUUGACCACCGACACUACGUCCGCCACCCCGAUGGCGGUGUCCGAUAUGUCUACCACAAUCAUGGAAACCACCACCACCAUGGCUACCACCACCACCCGUAGGCAGCGAUCACCCAGCUUGAGGGAGAGCAUAUCAAAGCCGCAGAACUCUGAUGAUAUUUUGGUAGCAUCAGCCGAGUGUCCGAGUGAUGAUGAGGACCUUGAAGAGUGUGAACCAGGAACAGGAGGUGAAUUAGUGUUGCCUAUUAUAACAGUGGAUUCCCUUGAGCCCCCAUCCAUCGCCACCCGUUACCCUGUCAUCCCUCCUCCCCCAACCCUCCUAUCCCCACUUGAAACCACCAAAGAGUCCUUGAUACUCCCUCCUCACCCUUCCUGCCCCCCGGACCAGGAGGACUGUGGUGACCCUGUGGAGGUCUCGGCCUUUGGCUCUGGGGAAAUGACGGAAUCAGAUGACGAAGACUUUUACAAUAAUAAAUCCCCAAUGGUCACUGACAGGACAGUCCUUCCUCCACCUCCCACUGCUGGUGAGGGUGGAGCCCAGAAACCCCGUCCCAUACCUCCUUAUGUUCCCACCACCAACCCUGACCAGCUCCACAUCCCCGCAGGCAAAAUGAACACCCGUGACCAGGUGCUUCUUCCUCCUGCUCCUCCUUCUUCCCGAAACACACCAGGGCUAACUUACCCCCCCAAUUUUCCUCAUGUGCCCACAGCCAAUCCCACAGCCUCUGAUGAAAAGAGCCAACCCGGUGCCGUGGAGGUGAUCAGGGAGUCCAGUAGCACCACGGGGAUGGUGGUUGGUAUUGUGGCUGCUGCUGCUCUCUGCAUUCUUAUCCUCCUCUAUGCCAUGUACAAGUACCGCAACCGGGACGAGGGCUCCUACCAGACAGACCAGAGCCACAAUUUUGCCAACAAUUCCACUGUGGAGGGCAACGGGGCAGUAGUCAAAGACAAAAGCACAGCAACGGCCUCUGUGGCUAAGGCAAUCACAAAGGGCAAAAAGAACAAAGACAAAGAAUAUUACGUCUGAGAAGGGAUAAUGACAGAAGUGUGGACUGAGACAAGAGGAUGAGAGAGGAUGCUUUCGUUUCGCUCCCCGAUUUUGUUGGGUCGACCAUCAGAGAAAUUUCACAGGCCACAAGAAACAACUGCACAAAGCAAUGCUUGCUUUCGACAAUUGCAUUUUUUCUCAAAAGUCAAGGUUGCCCAGCUCCUAUUAGUGAAAAAAAUCCUCAUAUACAAGACAUGAUCUGACUAAUUAUCUGGGUCACAAUGUGCACUCAGUCUGCAUUCACCAAUUCUUUGUUAGUGUAUCAUUUGUAUGUCUUCAACGAGCGAGGCAGAGGCAUACCCACUUUGGCUUUGUAUAUAGCAUGGUACAGUGAAGGGCGUGCUGAGAACAUCCGGACAGAUUUGCCUAAAUGUUUUCUUUGUACUUCUUUGUAAUACUCUAUCUCAAGUCUCAAUGUCCCCAUUAUGAUAUAUGAAGCAGAACAAGCCAGUUAUUGAAUUGUUAUGGUAGAUGAGCAGAGAGCACUGCAGUAAGUCUGACUACACUCGAAAUAAAAGCCCUUAUAUUUGGAUAAGACAUCAUUUCUACAGCCUCCAUGUUAGGUUACGUAGUUUUAAAACUCCCCAGUGACGCUUCCUCUGUCCACAAGAGAUGGUAUUAUGUUUCUAGUGCAGUAUCAUGAAGGAAGCAUGAUAUUUAGCUCUCCGGGAGAAAAAGACAGCAUUCUAAAGGGAAUAUUGAAUCACUUAAUAUAGUCUGGGCAAUGAACCUUAUAGUAUGAUGGAUCAGAAACAUUAUUUAUGUGAGAUAUCACAGUCAGUUUUCCCUGCCAGUAUUCCAAAUAGGGACAAUUGUGAACAAGUCAGUCUACACCAGUGAAGGUAUUUCUCUGUAAACAUUGCUUGUAAAUGUACAUAUAGAGGUUAGCAGAUUGAAAAAGCAUUGUGUACGCAGGGGAGCAGGUGUGAAGAAAAUGAACGUGCGAGAUGCUCUCCCCCCCACACCCCCACACACACGAUAGUGCAAUGACGUCAAAAUUGCUGCCGCCCGAACUUCACAAGACUUUGGCUGGGAAACCUCGUUUCGAGGUUUAUCUUGUUGGAGCAACCUCCCUCACCAGAGGCUGGAUCACUCUUGAUCUCCUCCUUUCUCAAAACUGUUAUGGGAUCAUUUAAAAAGCACACAGAAAAUGUAAACAUAUCUUUGAGACAUAGAUAUACCUUGUAAAGCAGCCAAACAUGUAUUGUUUUUUUCUAUCAGUUACUAAAAGACUAUCCUAUGAGAUGAAUAAUUGAAGGUUUGUGAAUCGUAUUGAUAUUUCUCUGAUAUUUGAUGUAUCUUGUUACCACUCCUCUUGACACGUUACAUUUUUAGAUUGCCUUUUACUUAAAUCCAGACAAAAAGCACACUUUCCUCAGAUAGCCGCAAAUACCUUUUGUUUUUGCAUUAUUUACGGUUCAGAUUAUGCAGAGAAAACACAAGGAUGGAAAAAAAACAAAUGUUUUUUUUUGUUGCAUUGUGCAUUUUUUUAUGUGCUGAAUCUGUUACUCAAUGGAUCUGAUAAUAUAAAGCCAUUUUCUCUGUUGAAUUAUGUCUACAUUUACUUAUUCAUGCUCUGUGAUUUCCUGUUAUUUUUUAUGAAAGUGCCAUUCAACAUGAGCUGCUCAGCGUUCAGAAAAUAUUCCAUUCCUCACUCAUUGCUAUUGUAUAGUGUUCAUGUGAAAUGGAUCUUAUUAAUAUAUGUACAGAACGUGGAUAAAGAUGAAAAUACACUUGAUUAUAUACUUUGUACACACCUGUGUUGUGUGUUGCUUUUUUUUAGAUUCACAAAGAAAAUGCACUUUAUUUGCCCUUCAUUAUUGAACACAGACAAAAAUGAAUUGAAAGGUGAAGGGAAUUCAGUGUGACUGACAUGAAUUAGGAUUUCAGGUACAGUUGUGGUAUAAAUAACGGUAUACGGCCACCAUUUUCUAAAAUGAAUGUUAUGUACUUGUCUGUCUACUCGUGAUUAAGCUUUUGGAGUUGUGAAUCUAUUAGGAUAAAAUAAACACAAUGAAUUAUAAAUGAAGCAAUUUUAUAGGGGUCACACUUUGCUAACAGGACAAGUUAACACGUUUAACAUGAAAAAAAAAUGCAUUUUACAUCACAUUGCAGGUCAUGAUGUGUUUUAAAAAUGUGUCUUACACUUCAGUUUCAUCAUCAUCCACUCUCUCUCUCUCAUCCUCCCUCGGGCGCUGCGUAGUUCUGGUGUGUUAGUGAUGCCUGAAUGUCCAGUAUUUAUUAUAAAAUAAAAUGUUUAAUUGUUAUCGCUGCACCUUACACCUGCUGCUGUCUAGAUCAGGUCUCCAAUUAAAAAAUAAUAUUUGACUGAGGCUGAUUUGGACACAUGAAGCUUGAAAUACCCUAAAUAUUAAGCUAUUUGAAUCCCGGUAAGGGCCACUAAUGAUUCACAGCAAAGUGUGAUCGGGUCAGGUCACGGCCUUUGUUGAAAGUGACAUCGUUUGAGUCCAUUAUUAACAGUGGUGUAUAGUUACUUGUAGUAAAAAGAUGUGCUGGUCUGCCAGACAAAGAGAAAAAAACUUUAAAUGUCGGGCGGUGAUGGAGCCAGUUUUGUGAGAGCUUGACCUAUAUUAGGGGACUAGAAAGUCAGCAUAUACUGUAUCGGCCUCUGUUGCAUUGAUUUUAUUCAUUCUUUCUUUUCCAUCGGUCUCUGCAGUUUCCUAAAAUGCAAUGCUAAAUUUCUGGAGAACUCCUUUUAUAAGUAGAGAAAGAUAUUGUAACUACCAUAUUGAACAUUGUUAGUCACAGAGUGACAUACCAUACCACUAGUGACGUUUACAGCAUUUUGUCUGUAUCACAUGAAUCCGUUUUUCAUAAUUGCUUUUUGUCCAGUAAAUAUUAAACUAUAAUAUGCAUAUGUAUGCUUUCCAGCAUAAAUUGUGUUAUAUGCACAAUACGCAAAUCAAGGCAGAAUAUCUAAUUAUCCAAAGGUAUUACCGUAAUUUCAUUAGCCCUGUCCUCUGGAUUGCUUUGUGUCCCUACUUGCUGGUUAUUUCCAAUAAAAA